AAUAAUUAUAAUAAAAAUCUUUUUGUGCAGCAAAUUAAAUUCAAUUCACAAGUGAAACUAUAAUGGUAAGUUUGAAAAGAUACAUUGUUGUGGCAUUGCCUGUAGUGUAUCUAAUCUUUGCCUCCCAUUCCCAUGUUGAUGCAUCCAACAACUUCUGUGCCACCGCCGUGGACAAACAGCUGUGCGUGACUACGGUGAAGGGAGCACAAAGUUGGGACGAGGCAAUAACUAAAGCACUAAUUUUGUCUCAAAAUCAACUAGCCAAGGCGAGUAAGUCAGGAAACCCCGCGUGUAAAAAGUACUACAAAGACACAAAAGAAAAUUUGAAGGAGAGCCUGGAGGCGAUGGGCAUUGCUGCGGGUAGCGAGGAGGUUAAGAAUAAAAGUUUGAACGUCCAACUCCCAGCAGCAUUAACUAACCUUGAAGAUUGCAUUAAAGCACUCAAAGGUUUGAAAGAAUACACAUCUGCAGAAAAGACAUUGAUGCAUGGUGUUGAGCAAGCAAUAAGAGUUUGUUUGGCUGUUAAUGAAUCCAAAUCAGCAUCCAAGUCACCCAUGUCUUAUACACCAUCCUUCAAUAUCAUAUCAUGAAAUAUAAUGUUAAAAGCAUUUUUUAUUUGAA
Molecule: messenger RNA, 621 nt
Organism: Ipomoea nil (Japanese morning glory)
Lineage: Eukaryota; Viridiplantae; Streptophyta; Magnoliopsida; Solanales; Convolvulaceae
Exons: 2
Coding region: 63-590 (175 amino acids)
Molecular function (GO): enzyme inhibitor activity
Source: RefSeq, a predicted model, not a curated record